AUGAGGAAUCCCCCACAGAAAGCCCCAAAAGGAAGAAUACCUCCACCGCCUCCUCCCGUAGUCCUUCCUAGAACUCCACGUAACCACCCAGUUCAGGUGAUGCCGCCACCUCCUCCUCCUCCCAUGGAGCGCUCUCCACCACCGGCACAUUACAUGGACCCAACUUAUUACGACAAUCCUAAUCCUCCACCUCCACCUCCACCUCAGGACUACACAAACUUACCCCCAGCACCUGCACGGUCACCUAUGCCACCUGUUGUCAAGCCUGCUCAGACGCAUUACACCAUCUCUGAAGACGCUAUAGGAGCUAGUAACAGAGAUAAGCUUGCUGCUAUUGACAAUGUACCUAUUAUGCCAAAUGGACCCAAUGCCGGUAUUAAUGGUUUCAACAACAACUUCGCACCACCUAUGCCACCAGCUCCUAUAUCACCAUUCCAGUACAGAGCUCCUGGAUCGACUCGAGGCUAUCGCAUCCCAACAUUUACCAAGGCCAACAAAGAUCAAGCAGAAGCACAGACAAAGCUUUCAGAGCCAAACGCCCUAAAUUUGGGUGCCACUGGGCUUCAGCAUGAACCUGAACCAUCAACUGUGGGGAAGACAAAUGAGGCUCAUGGGCUUUCUCAAAUACAGGAGGAGGAAUCUCAAGACUCUUCCGGUGUCGCUGGAGAGGAUAUUUCUCCCCAUCAGAUUCUCGUCGAUGAAAAUAUCUUGCAGGCGUUGAUGCAACGGGUUGGGGAGUUGGAAGAAGAAAACACCACCCUUCGACAGGAUGCGGACAACGCUUCGACUGUUACCGUGGAAUUGCCUGCCAAAGUGCAGCUUUUCUACUGCCUAGAAAGAAUCGAACUCGAUGACGACAGCGUCGACGAAAGAAGCCGGACAGUCUAUCUUUCUCCUCCUGAAUGGGUAGUGUUUGGCGACGACGUCGACCUCAGGGGGCGAUUCCCCAUCACGGACCCCGGUGACUACGCUGAAGAACAGGGUGCAUCACUCAUUGUUUACAAGUAUUACUCGGUGGACUACCAAUACGACUCGGUGAAUGCAGCCAAGAGAGCAAAGCAACCACUCCCCGAACCAGAACCGGCCAGUCAGGAUGUGGUUCUAGUGACGGAAGAAAUGGUUGAGGCAGUUGAGGCCUUAUUUGACCUCUUCCCUUCUUUCAGCGAUGACUUCCCAUAUGUCUACGAGAUGGGGAGUUUGAAGGACCCUCAUCUCUGGUGGUAUCAUUGCCGAACUAGCUUCAAGAUGGAGGCCUUGUCAGAGAGACAUGCUCAAUUAGUUGGACUUCUCAUUGAAUGGAUAGAAAGCAACUUUGCACCACUUUAUGACCAAAUCGACGAUCAGUUCAAGAGAGGGAAAGUCUCAAGCGACUCUGUUGAGUUCUUGAUACGUCCAGGAGACACACUCGUUGCAGACAAGAAUGGCAGGUAUAGUGGACGCGUUGCUACCACUCGACCAGCCCCUCACAAACAGAAAAAGAAGACGGACGAUUCAGAUAAGGACCAAGAGAAGCAGGGUUCACACACGUGGAUAGUGGAAACGCGUUCCUACGGAUACGCUGGGAAGUUCUUUGCAGUUGACAGGGAGCUCUUUAUUGACUUUCCACCCAAGUACAGAGGUGGGGAGAUUAACAUCACGGAUCUCAAUGUGAUACCGUUGUCAUACGCAAAGCCCAAGGUGAAAGAGAUAUUGCGACAACGAGGCAAGAGGUUUUGGAAGUUGCGCGAGAAAACUCUCAUCUCAUAUGAAGGCAGUGAUUCUGAUAGGAUACAGGCGGGACAACGGUUCAUGGUGGACUUUGACACCUACAAGGAACUCCAUCCAGGAAGCAGUUACAUGAGACAAGAAGGUUAUAUAUCAGGUCGAAAGCCUAACUUACCAAAGGAUGGAAGUGAACCUGAGGAGCCUGAGAUUUACCUGUUCCCGAAAUUGAUCCCAGGUUUUGACUUGCGGCGUAAGAAAUGGGUUGAUCUCGAGGUCGAUCGGAUUCGAGACGUCAGUUGGAAUAAAGAAGCCUUCAAAAGUCUUGUCGCAGACGAAGCUAUGAAGGAGCUUGUACUAGCUUUAGUAACCAACCAACUCGACGCCGAGAAGAACACAGACCUUAUCGAAAGCAAAGGCAGUGGUCUCAUCAUGCUUCUUCAUGGAUCUCCAGGAACAGGCAAGACAUUUACAGCUGAAUCUGUGGCCGAAAUCGCCAAGAAGCCUUUGUAUCCAGUUACGUGCGGUGAUAUUGGCACUGAGCCUGCAGACGUGGAGAAGUAUCUCGAAUCUGUGUUCCAUCUGGGAAAGGUUUGGGAUUGCGUUGUGCUUCUUGAUGAAGCAGAAGUCUUUCUUGAACAGCGCACUUUGCAAGAUUUGAAGAGGAAUGCUUUAGUGUCUGUGUUCCUCCGAGCUUUGGAGUACUACGAAGGCAUCCUCAUUUUGACAACCAAUCGCGUGGGGACAUUUGAUGAAGCCUUUAAGUCUCGUAUCCAACUGGCUCUACGGUACGAGAAGUUAAAGGACUACCAGCGAUUGCAAAUCUGGAAGAACUUCCUGGUGAGAUUGAAGAGCCUGGGCGAGGAAGAGAGCAUCGAUUUUGAUGAUAUUGAGUUGUAUCUGGAAGAGUUGGCGAAGUAUCCUAUGAAUGGACGACAAAUUCGUAACUCGAUCACGACGGGGCGACAGUUGGCUAAGUACAAGAGGAAGAAGAUGACGUUUGCGCAUUUGAAGAGGGCGAUUGAUGUUGCGGAUAAGUUUGAUAGGUAUUUGGCUGAUGUCCAGGAGGGUGAUAUGGAGGAGUUUAGUGGCAGGGGAGAGAAUGGGCGGUAUACGCCUGAGUAUCUUGCGAGAGCUGAUCAAAUACGAUGA
Messenger RNA from Fusarium redolens, 2853 nucleotides. RefSeq lists its product as uncharacterized. Gene Ontology annotation, molecular function: ATP hydrolysis activity; ATP binding. The transcript has 3 exons. The record is from RefSeq and is a predicted model, not a curated record. Lineage: Eukaryota; Fungi; Ascomycota; Sordariomycetes; Hypocreales; Nectriaceae. The coding region runs from base 1 to 2853 and encodes 950 amino acids.